AUGGGUUCCUUAGUGUCUAAGCUCUUCAAGAAUCGAGAGAUGAGGAUAUUGAUGCUCGGGUUGGAUAAUGCAGGAAAGACAACGAUACUUUACAAAUUGAAGCUUGGUAAGACAUCCAAAACGGUACCCACUGUUGGUUUCAACGUUGAAACAGUCAAACACAAGAAUGUUUCAUUUGCAGUGUGGGAUUGUGGUGGACAAGAGAGAAUCAGACCAUUGUGGAGACAUUAUUUCACGGGGACUAAUGCAUUAAUUUAUGUGGUUGAUUCUAGUGAUCAAUCUCGUCUAGAAGAGUCAAAACAGGAAUUGUACAGGAUAAUAACGGACAAAGAGUUGAACAACUGUUUGCUUGUAGUGUUGGCUAAUAAACAAGAUGUUGAUGGUGCUGUUAAACCAAAGGAUUUGAUUGAAAAGUUUGAGUUGAAUAAGUUGAGUGGUAACCAUACUUGGUCAGUUAUUCCCACAGUAGCCAUAGAUGGAACAGGAUUAGUUGAAACACUCAAUUGGAUCUCGUCGCAUUCAAAAUAA
Messenger RNA from Lodderomyces orthopsilosis Co 90-125, 528 nucleotides. RefSeq names its product Arf3p (gene ARF3). Gene Ontology annotation, biological process: intracellular protein transport; vesicle-mediated transport. The transcript has 2 exons. The coding region runs from base 1 to 528 and encodes 175 amino acids. Gene Ontology annotation, cellular component: cytoplasm. Gene Ontology annotation, molecular function: GTPase activity; GTP binding. The record is from RefSeq and is a predicted model, not a curated record. NCBI's taxonomy places the organism in Eukaryota, Fungi, Ascomycota, Pichiomycetes, Serinales, Debaryomycetaceae.